AUGCGUUUAAGAGGAGAAUCUGAACCCACUCGUCAACAUUAUUGGAGUCAAAUGGGUGAAAAAAAUCGGUAUAAUGCAGUCGAUGUCAAAGAUGAAGAAGCAUAUUUGGACAGCGGGUUUUCACGAAGCGAUUGGAAUCCGAAAAUUACAGUUGGGCAAAUUUUCUCUAGUAAGAAAGCAUUGUUGACGGAGUUACGGUUGACGGCAUUAAGAGGCCACUUUGAAUUUAAGGUGCAAUUCUCUUGCACUAAGAGGUUGCUUGUGGUUUGUUGUCAACGUCCAUGCCCAUGGCGGGUCCGAGCAUCGAGAAUUGGAGAAUACAGCUUCAUGAUUGUGAGGUGUACAACUGUCCAUGAAUGUGAUUUGAGGUUCGUAAGUGACAAGCAUCGUCAAGCAACCACAGCCCUUGUAGCCAGUUCACUUGAAAGGAAGUUGAAGGAUUGUCGGACAAUAUACACACCAAGUGACAUUAUGAGAGAUGUGAAACACAACUUUGGUUGCACCAUCCAUUAUUCGAAAGCUUGGAAAGCAAGGGAGUUAGCUCUAUUGUCCAUUAGAGGAUCAGUGGAGGAGGCAUAUUAUAUCCUUCCAGCUUAUUGCUAUGAAUUGGAGCGUAUGAAUCCCGGCACAAAAACAGACAUCCGAACUGAUGAGAACAAUCACUUUGUGUAUUUAUUUAUGGCGGUUGGCGCAUGUAUUAGAGGGUUCCGUUCUUCCAUGCGGCCAGUGAUAGCCGUGGAUGCCACUCAUUUAAAAUCCAAGUACAAGGGUGUUAUGUUUGUAGCAAAUGCAUUCGAUGGUAAUCGAAAUAUAUAUCCUCUUGCUUUUGGGAUCAGGGAUUUGGAGACGGAUGCAUCAUGGCAUUGGUUUUUCACUAAACUUCAUGAAGCCAUUGGUGAGUGUCCCGAUCUUGUUAUUAUUUCUGAUCGCAAUGUUAGCAUAGAGAAUGUGUGGAACAAAAUUUUUCCAACUGCACAACAUGGCAUAUGCUUUUAUCAUAUGAAGGGGAACAUGAAACGCACUUGGAAGUUGAAAAAGCGUGAUCACAUACUUAUGCACUUUGAGAAGGCUGCGAAAUCUUAUUCCAUUGCUGAAUUUGAUUGUCAUUUUCGCAAGAUCAAGCGAAAGGAACAUGUUGCUCAAUAUCUUGAAGAGGCAGGGUUACAUAAGUGGUCUAGAGCUCACAUGGAUGGACGCCGCUACAAUGUAAUGACAACAAAUAUUGCGGAGUCAAUCAACUCAGUCCUUAGGUUUGCAAGAAUGUUGCCAGUGGUUCAUUUGAUAGGGGAAAUUGUUAAUCUCCUUGUGAAAUGGUUCACCGAACGUCGUGAGUUGGCUUUCAAUUGCACAACAACAUUGUGCCCCAAUUUUGGAGAGAAGAAGUUGAGGAACAGGUUGGAGGAUGCUGCAAGGAUGAAUGUGGUUAAAGUUAAUAAUGCACAGUAUAAUGUUUUGGACGGUAAUAUGGACGGCCUCGUAGAUUUGACGAACAACAGUUGUAGUUGUAGAAAGUUUCAGCUUGAGCAGCUACCUUGCAAGCAUGUAGUUGCAGUUUGCCGCUUCUUGAAAGUAAGUGUAUACGCAAAGGCUUCUCGGUAUUACACUCGGAAAACCUGGAUGGAUGCUUAUUCGGAUAGCAUCUACCCGGUACAACCUCACGGAAUGUGGGAUACUCCUGAAGAUGUUCGAAGUCGAGUUGUGCUGCCUCCCAUGGCAAGGGUCAUGCCAGGCAGACGAAAGAAGUUAAGAAUUCCCUCGCAAGGAGAGGGCAGCAUUAGAAGAAAGUGCUCAAGGUGCGGUUCCGCAGGCCACAAUAAAAGCACCUGUAAAAACAAUAUUCCAUUGCGCAAUGUAUCUUAG
Prunus persica (peach) is the source of this 1860-nucleotide messenger RNA. RefSeq lists its product as uncharacterized. The record is from RefSeq and is a predicted model, not a curated record. NCBI's taxonomy places the organism in Eukaryota, Viridiplantae, Streptophyta, Magnoliopsida, Rosales, Rosaceae. The transcript has a single exon. Bases 1 to 1860 code for a protein of 619 amino acids. Gene Ontology annotation, molecular function: nucleic acid binding; zinc ion binding.